Molecule: messenger RNA, 2463 nt
Organism: Aspergillus tanneri
Lineage: Eukaryota; Fungi; Ascomycota; Eurotiomycetes; Eurotiales; Aspergillaceae
Exons: 4
Coding region: 1-2463 (820 amino acids)
Source: RefSeq, a predicted model, not a curated record
AUGAUUCACCUCGCUUUGGGCCGGUCCCCGUAUGAAGUGCCAGAGCGCACUGCAGAUCCCACAUCGGAUCGUGCUCGUCCAACCCAGCAGAGUACGUCCGCUCUGUUUGCGGACGACUAUGCUCAGCAUUACGAUGAAAGAGGUCAUCCAGUUAAUCCCGAAUCCAAAGUAUUUGGUAAAGCGCUUCGGAGGGCCAAAAAUGACGUCCUUUCAACCAUGGGCAUUGUUGUUAGUGAGGAUGGAAAUGCCGGUGGACAGAGUGACCGGCAGAAGGUUGAGAUGAUAGCUGCGGAGAACGACUAUGGGUUGAUCAUGGCUACCCUAGACCAAGUGUCCGUCUUCCUCGGCUCAUGGUGGACGUCGUCACUUGCCGGCCGGAUACAAACUUUCAAAAGUUACACGCAUAUCCCUUUGAUGGCUAUUAUAAGCCAUGAACGUGCGUCUUGGGGGAUCCAAGGGUUCUAUUUUGCAGGAAUCCCGGCAUGGGCGAUAUCAACAUGCCUCUCCAUUUGCCGACAUCAUCCACUGGAGCGCUUGAUUUCGUACAUACAGAGCUAUUUCCCUAAUGACGAUACGGGCUCAAAAGUUGUUCGGGCUUCAUUCAACCUUUUACAUUCUGCGGCGAGAGGGACGUUGCUUGUUUUGGCGAUACAGACAUACAUGUAUUCUCUCCUGCAAUCUCUCCUCCUUGUCCCUCCGUCGUUUUUGCCAGCGGUCCAGCUUCUAAUCCCAUUUGGCGAACAUGCCGCGAUUCAGCUUCCUUCCCUACCAACAGACUCGUCACUUGAAUCACUCAGCAUGUAUCUUUUGAAUCUGGCAAAGGCGCCUCCGGUUUUGCUUUAUAUCUAUAUGUACCUGCGUCCAGUGAUAGAGAUAAGGCUCUACCGGUUAAUACGUCGACGGUUACCGAAGCCUACCGUGGCGGACGAACUUUCUAUUAAAGUGGCAUUUGAAAAUGAUCUUAUAGACUGGAUGGUUCCGACUCUCGGACGCAGAUCCGAGGAAGAAAGUCGUCGCAACAGCAUGACACUCGUCGAGGAUAUCAUGUACGAGGUGAACUUCCUUCGACGUUGGGUUUUAUCAUGGUUUGGCUUCAAAUCACAGCGGGUAGCUCAGGCAUCUGAACAAGCUGCGGAUGCCCGACACAGGCGAGAUUGGCUCGAAUCUUUACCGUUAAGCAUCGAGCAAUUGCAGAACGAAAGGCAGUCGUUAUCCCGGCAAUUACAGCUUCAAUCGACGGUCCCACCGCCUCCAGAGGAAGUGAUCCGGGCCCAUGGAGCUGUUCCUAGGUCACAGUCACAGGAUCCGGGGGGCGACUUCAACGGCAAUCGUGUUCUGUCCAAUGAAGAAAACCCUAUUUCGCUAUCACCCGCGGAGAUGAGUGCCGAUGACUUUCCAGAGCUGGCCCCAAUGGGGCGAGUGAACACGAUGUCCCCUGUUGCUGGCUCAUCCAACCAUGCGGAUGAUGCAGGGCCCAGUCGCCUGGAAGAUCUGGAUGCUGCCGAGAGUGGACGGCAUUCCCGCUCAAACACCCUUUUCUCCCGACCUUCGUCCCCUGCAACUUCUUCCCCGACGUCCCCCCGCGUGAGGGCUUCAUUGAUUCACCAGAACUCUGAUGUCAUCACCAUGCAGCUGGAGCUUUUAGGGAACCGACAUGCCUCAAACCAGGGCCAGUUGAUUGCUAGGACUGACGUCGAAGCUGAUCAAGCAAAUGCCAGUGGCAUACCAGUUGGCCGUCGGUCGUUCUCGGACCUUUUGGAUGCUCUCCUAGCCAAUCAAGGCCAAAGUUUCACUGCCGUCAACAACCCAGAUACGGUUGAUAGUGAUGGACUGUCCAACAUGACUGCUGCUAUAUUUCCUGAAGUAGGAGAGACCCCAUUGACUAAUGCAGACCAGCCGCGAAGUCCAAGAGCAGAAACUCCGGCUGUUGGAUCCGGUCCCAUUUCAACGCUUGCCAAUAUCUUACCGGAUAGUGUGGAAGAACCAGGCCCGGAAGAAAUACACAAUGAAUCCCCGGGGCCGGACACAUCAUUUGAAAAUGAUUUUGAUUCGGAGAUUUUCCCACGGAUAUCUGAUCCCAAUGUUCGCCAGUCUAUGACAGCUACUAUUACCUCCCCCAUUGCUCAUCGAGUCACGAUCCUCUCCUCUCACCCCGUUGAUUCUCUUGCAUCUCAUCUUGCAUCCAUGCUCACCAACGUGAUUUUUAUUCCACUUGAAUCCCUAUACCUACGCUCUCUUGCUUCGUCCUAUUUAUCAUCUGCGAACUCUUCCGCUGCUCUCCGAUCUGAUGUCCGCCCGUUGGGUGUAUGGGGUGGUGGCUCUCGAUCCGACGCCUUUGUCUACAUGGGAAAGUUAGCUCUCACGGUGGGCAUGCAGGCAGCUGUGAAUGCUAGCGUAUGGGGAAUCAUAGCUGGCACAGCUAUUAAAAUUGGUAGGAAGUUCUGUGGCUGGGGCAGCUUAUGA